Messenger RNA from Athalia rosae (coleseed sawfly), 2004 nucleotides. RefSeq names its product cytosolic non-specific dipeptidase (gene Cndp2). Gene Ontology annotation, biological process: proteolysis. The record is from RefSeq and is a predicted model, not a curated record. The transcript is spliced from 6 exons. Lineage: Eukaryota; Metazoa; Arthropoda; Insecta; Hymenoptera; Athaliidae. Gene Ontology annotation, molecular function: metallodipeptidase activity. The coding region runs from base 442 to 1881 and encodes 479 amino acids.
AAUCGAUUAAUCUGAGGUCGUGGCACAAACUUCAUAACCUAAUAAGAGUUGAAAAUUUCGUAAGUUGCAGCCAAGCGAGUCGUCAGUUCAUUCCAUUUUCAGGAUUGGUUUUUUUUUCAAUAACGCCAGCCUUCUCGCUCGUCCACGAUAAAACGUGAUAGUAAUUAGAUAUUCUCAUUCCGCCCAUAAGAAUUGUGUGCAAAUGCAGGAGUAAAGUGCAAGUAAUCAACCGGAACAGUCAUAUUGACAGAACAAGAGAGAAUAAGGUUGCUCAGAUUAGAUAAAUUUUUGUAAUCUACUGUCACUGCUGCUGGGCUCACGAACGCGAUAAGGCUGAUUUUUAUACUAUAAAAGGCACUCGUCCAAGAUAAUUUCUUAUUCGUGAGGAUCCUUCUGCUUGUCAUUCGCACCUAAUCCAGAAAGGCUAAGUGAAAGUGCACCAUGGCGCUCCCGCUACCUCCAACUUUGAAAAAAUUGUUCAGCUAUAUCGAUGCCCACAAAUCUGAGUACAUAGAAAAUCUCCGUGAGGUGGUAGCCAUAAAAUCUGUCUCGGCAUGGCCGGACAAAAGGGGGGAAAUAGUGAAGAUGAUGCAGUGGGCUGAAAAGAAGCUCGUAGAAUUGGGUGCCACAACCGAACUAGUGGACAUUGGAAAUCAGACACUUCCCGACGGCAAAGAAAUCCCACUGCCUCCGAUUCUUCUGGGAAACCUGGGCUCCGAUCCAAAGAAGAAGACCGUCCUCUUGUACGGUCACCUUGACGUACAGCCCGCCUUGGUCGAGGACGGUUGGGACACGGAGCCCUUCACUCUGGUCGAAAAAGAUGGAAAGCUUUUCGGGAGAGGAAGUACGGAUGAUAAAGGGCCCGUCCUUGGCUGGAUCCACUCCCUGCAAGGCUACAAAGCCAUCGGGGAGGAGAUCCCGGUCAACAUAAAGUUCGUUUUCGAAGGCAUGGAAGAAAGCGGAAGCGAGGGUCUCGACGACCUCCUCUGGGCUCGCAAAGAUACUUUCCUCAAGGGUACGGACUACGUGUGUAUUUCCGACAACUACUGGUUGGGUACCACAAAGCCUUGCAUUACGUACGGCCUCCGUGGAAUCUGCUAUUUCAGCCUGGAAAUUGGCUGCGCGAGCAAGGAUCUUCACAGUGGGACGUACGGCGGAUGCGUCCACGAAGCCAUGUCCGAUCUCGUAUUCCUACUGAACACUCUGGUGGACGUUAACGGUCGCAUCCAAAUCGAUGGGAUCUACGACAAUGUUGCCAAAAUCACGGAUUCCGAACUCCAAAGUUACAAGACAAUCGAAUUCGAUGUUGAUGAAUUCCGUGGCUGCGUGGGGACCAGCCGACUACCCCAUAAGGAGGAUAAGACUCAACUUUUGAUGCACCGUUGGCGCUACCCCAGCCUCUCUCUACACGGUAUCGAGGGAGCGUUCAGUGAGCCAGGCGCGAAGACUGUGAUACCACGAAAGGUCAUCGGCAAAUUCUCCAUCAGGAUAGUGCCGGACAUGACACCCGACGAGGUGGAAAAGAAGGUGGAAGCUUACCUCAAGAAACACUGGGCGACAAGGGGCAGUCCGAAUACGAUGAAACUGAGCAUGGGUCACGGUGGAAAGCCAUGGACAGAGAACCCGGACCACCCCCACUACGUGGCAGGUCGCAAAGCUACGAGGCACGUGUACAAGGUCGAACCAGAUUUGUCUCGUGAAGGUGGUUCCAUUCCCGUAACACUUACUUUCCAAGAAGUGACCGGCAAAAAUGUUCUUCUGCUACCCGUUGGUGCCGGCGAUGACGGCGCUCAUUCCCAGAAUGAAAAGCUCAACGUACAUAACUAUAUCGAAGGCACAAAAUUACUUGGAGCUUAUCUCUACGAAGUUGGUCAAUUGUAGGCCUAAAUCGUCUUGAAACAUCUGUGAAUAGGUAUGAAAGUCGUCUGAUUAUUACAUUCUGUACUAUAAUAAUGUUGGUAUGUAACUACAUUUCAUACGUGAAUAAAAAUUCAUAUGUUACUA